AACAAGUCGUCAUUUGCGGGCUAGUUGGACGUUCCCUGGUAGUCUAACUGCCAGGAAGUUCAGGAACUCGGUCACCGCCCAAUCCCCCCUCCGUCUCGGCUAUUGUUGGGAAACAAGUCAACGACAGCGAAACCAGCUCUAUCGAAACUUUCAAGACUUCCAGACAUGACAAGCAUCAACACCGCAAAUAUCAAUUUCAAAUGGGACCCGAAGAGUCUGGAGAUCAGGACUCUGGCAGUGGAGCGGCUGCUCGAGCCCCUGGUUACACAGGUCACCACUCUGGUAAACUCGAGUAACAAAGGCCCCUCGAACAAGAAGAAGGGACGCUCUAAGAAGGCACAUGUCCUGGCAGCUUCAGUGGAGACCGCCACCCAGAACUUCCUGGAAAAAGGAGAGAAAAUUGCAAAAGAGAGUCAGUUCCUUAAGGAUGAGCUGACUGCUGCAGUUGAAGAUGUCCGCAAGCAAGGUGAUUCAAUGAGGCAGGCUUCCGGAGAAUUUGCUGAAGACCCUUGCUCCUCUGUAAAGAGGGGCAAUAUGGUUCGUGCUGCCAGAGCCCUCUUGUCGGCAGUCACACAUCUGUUGGUUCUGGCAGACAUGUCCGACGUCUACAAACUUCUGCUGCAGCUUAAACUGGUGGAGGACAGCCUUGUGAAAGUGCGUAAUGCAGGAACGGAACAGGAGCUAGGGAUCCAGUAUAAGGCCUUGAAGCCGGAGGUCGACAAGCUGAACAUCAUGGCAGCCAAAAGACAACAGGAGUUAAAGGAUUCCCAACACAAGGACCAAAUGGCUGCCGCCCGUGGUGUUCUCCAGAAGAACAUUCCCAUGCUGUACACAGCAUCCCAUGCCUGCCUGCAGCAUCCUGACGUUGCCGCCUACAAGGCUAACCGUGACCUGAUCUACAAGCAGCUGCAGCAUGCCGUUUCUGGCAUCUCCAAUGCCGCUCAGGCCACUGCCACAGAAGACUCGGCACUCAAUCAACCGGCAGGCGGAGGAGAGCUGGCAUAUGCCCUCAACAAUUUUGACAAACAAAUCAUUGUGGACCCUCUGGCAUUUAGUGAGGAGCGCUUUCGUCCAUCCCUGGAGGAACGUCUUGAGAGCAUCAUCAGUGGCGCUGCUCUCAUGGCCGACUCGUCUUGCACUCGUGAUGACCGCAGGGAGCGAAUUGUGGCUGAAUGCAAUUCAGUGCGCCAGGCUCUUCAGGAUCUGCUGUCUGAGUAUAUGGGCAAUGCUGGCAGAAAGGACAGGAGUGAUACUCUGAACACAGCCAUUGACAGGAUGACAAAGAAAACCAGAGAUCUCCGCAGACAGCUACGCAAAGCUGUGAUGGACCAUGUGUCUGACUCAUUUUUGGAAACCAAUGUGCCCCUCCUGGUUCUGAUUGAAGCUGCAAAGAAUGGCAACGAGAAAGAAGUGAAGGAGUAUGCGCAAGUGUUCCGUGAGCAUGCCAACAAGCUAAUUGAGGUGGCCAACUUGGCAUGUUCCAUCUCCAACAAUGAGGAGGGAGUAAAACUGGUCCGGAUGGCAGCAUCUCAACUGGAAACUCUUUGCCCUCAGGUGAUCAAUGCAGCUUUGGCCCUAGCUGCAAAGCCCAACAGUAAGGUGGCACAAGAUAAUAUGGAUCUGUUCAAGGAACAAUGGGAGAAACAGGUUAGAGUCCUCACUGAUGCUGUUGAUGACAUAACAUCCAUCGAUGACUUCCUAUGUGUCUCUGAGAACCACAUCCUGGAGGACGUGAACAAGUGUGUUAUUGCUCUACAAGAGAAAGAUGUUGAUGGUUUGGAUCGCACUGCUGGGGCUAUUCGAGGUCGUGCUGCCCGAGUGGUCCACGUGGUCACUUCUGAAAUGGACAACUAUGAACCCGGAAUCUACACAGAGAAGGUGUUGGAGGCCACAAAGCUCCUGACUGACACAGUGAUGCCACGGUUCGCUGAGCAAAUUGAGUCUGCAGUGGAGGCCUUGAGUGCAAACCCCUCACAGCCCGUUGAUGAGAAUGAGUUCAUUGAUGCCUCCCGUCUUGUAUAUGAUGGCAUUCGAGACAUUCGCAAGGCUGUCCUCAUGAUUAGGACCCCAGAAGAGUUGGACGACUCUGACUUUGAAACUGAAGACUUUGAUGUUCGCAGCAGGACCAGUGUGCAGACAGAAGAUGACCAGCUGAUUGCUGGCCAGAGUGCAAGGGCUAUCAUGGCUCAGUUGCCACAGGAACAGAAAGCAAAGAUAGCAGAACAAGUCGCCAGCUUCCAGGAGGAGAAGAGCAAGCUGGAUGCCGAGGUAUCCAAGUGGGAUGACAGCGGCAAUGAUAUCAUUGUUUUGGCCAAGCAGAUGUGCAUGAUCAUGAUGGAGAUGACAGACUUCACCAGGGGCAAAGGCCCAUUGAAGAAUACUUCUGAUGUCAUCAGUGCUGCCAAGAAAAUUGCAGAGGCAGGAUCAAGAAUGGACAAGUUGGGUCGCACCAUUGCCGACAAUUGUCCGGACUCAACCUGUAAGCAGGACCUGCUCGCUUACCUGCAGCGUAUCGCCUUGUACUGCCACCAGCUCAACAUCUGCAGUAAAGUCAAGGCCGAGGUUCAGAAUCUGGGAGGAGAGCUGGUUGUCUCAGGGUUGGACAGCGCCAUGUCCCUCAUUCAAGCCGCAAAGAAUCUGAUGAACACCGUGGUGUCCACCGUGAAGGCGUCGUACGUCGCCUCCACAAAGUACCAGAAGAACAAAGGUAUGGAGGCUCUCAAUAUGCCCGCCAUUUCCUGGAGGAUGAAGGCACCUGAGAAGAAACCUCUGGUGAAGCGAGAGAAGCAAGAUGAUGGCCAAACUAAUCGGGUCAAGAGAUCCUCUCACAAGAAGCACGUCAACCCCGUGCAGGCUCUGAGCGAGUUUAAAGCAAUGGAUAGCAUCUAGAGCCUCCCUCAUUUUUGUUUUUGAAUAGAGAUCAAGCUUGGCAUUUUAUUAAAGAGAGCUUUUAACCUUUUUUCAACCCAAUAUUGUAAUCAUUCUGUUGGUCCAUGUGUACGCGUCUGCCUCAUCUCAAUUCCAGAUGACUGCUGUAUACUGUGUUGCGUGGAAAAUAGUAAAGGAUCAAUUGGACAGAAGUGUUUUGUUUUGUAUUUUCCAAUUUAUUUUCUGUUCUGUAUGUAUGACCUAAUUCCACAAGGCAAUUCUCAUUUCGUUGUAUUAUUACCAUGCUGGGGUUCUCUGGUGUUUUUCAUUGUCUGUACCACAAAUAACUAUGCAAACUCCCAAUGGCCUUAUUUCAACUCGAGCAAUAAUGUUUGGAGCAUGUAGGGUGAAUGUGUGACUUGAAUGUGUCAUGGCCCAACUGUAACAAGCCAAAGUUUGUACUAUAAAUUUGUACCUGUUAACACCGGAUGACAGAUUUGUCAUCUCCAUGACACAUUUUUUCCUUUUUGUUUUCUCGCUGUUUUGUUCAGCAAUGCAGCCUUUUUACAUGGCCUUGUAACCAAGAGCAUUUAAGACCAACAGAUCUGCCCUUUCAGAGCAGCUCCGAGCAUUUGAGGCUUAUUGAUGAAGUCUUAUAAAACCCAGUCGGCCAAACAAUCAGUGAAAUUCGCCUGUUCUCUGCAAAGAACUGCCAAGCGUUAUUUUCUGUCAAUGAGACCAAGCUCCACAAUCUCCGAAUGGGUCCAAAUUGAGGUAUCAAUACUUUGCUCGACUCAGCCUGGGAGGAAGGCACGAAAAGAAAGAAGCGGGGUUCCUCCCUAAUGACUUGUUUUCUAUUCCUUGUUCUAAAUCUUGAAAGCUGGUCCAGAUUUAUGUGGUAAACUUAGCUUUUGGAAGCAUAAAAGCAACUCGUAAUGUGUUAAAGCUUUAAAAAUGGUCACGUUUUGAUGGCAUUGUGAGACUUUGAAGGGUUCAAAAAGUGUGGUUUAGUUUUCCGUUCAAAUUCGUUUUUGGCAUCAGUGAACUAAUCCUGCAUUUGUGCUCAAACACAUCACUGAGCAUGUUUUUUCCCACAUCACAAAGAUCCCAUCAUCUAACACCACCCUUCCCUCCUUGGAUUGCAUUUUGCUGUACGUAUCUGAUUUUGGAAUAGAUAUAAGUAAACUACUUUGCUGUGCAUUGCUUUUUCUUUUUUUUUUUAUAUAUAGCUGACCUGUUAGUAGACACUAUUUUGAAUUCAUGUGCCUGCUCUGUAUUUUCAUCAGCAACUGAAUAAAACCAUCCCCCCCAAAAAA
Molecule: messenger RNA, 4184 nt
Organism: Syngnathus acus (greater pipefish)
Lineage: Eukaryota; Metazoa; Chordata; Actinopteri; Syngnathiformes; Syngnathidae
Gene: ctnna1
Product: catenin (cadherin-associated protein), alpha 1
Exons: 18
Coding region: 166-2889 (907 amino acids)
Biological process (GO): cell-cell adhesion; cell migration
Cellular component (GO): catenin complex; actin cytoskeleton; adherens junction
Molecular function (GO): cadherin binding; actin filament binding; structural molecule activity
Source: RefSeq, a predicted model, not a curated record